Manis pentadactyla (Chinese pangolin) is the source of this 5744-nucleotide messenger RNA. RefSeq lists its product as uncharacterized. The transcript has 8 exons. The coding region runs from base 4329 to 4751 and encodes 140 amino acids. Lineage: Eukaryota; Metazoa; Chordata; Mammalia; Pholidota; Manidae. The record is from RefSeq and is a predicted model, not a curated record.
UACAUUUCUCUGUCUCUUAACUAAAUUGCUGAAGACUACUUCACAAUUUCCACUUCCACUGGCUGUUGGUGUGAUCGCUUUUGGGUCAGCACAUUUAUACAGGGUUCCAUGCUUUGUCUUCAUUCCUCUUUUACUCCAUGCAUUAUGCAACUUCAUGUAAAUUGGAUUUAAGGAAUGCUAAUGAUGAUUUAAGGCUUUAGAGUCAGUAAUAAGAUGAAAUGAACAGAUCAUCAAUGUGGACAGCAAGAUCCUUUGGAGAAGACAAGUCUAUUUUUACAGUAUUGAAAAUAGGAAAUUAGUUUUGUAAUGCUUGAGGAAAGUAGUUGAAGCAUGGUUUUGUUUUGUGGUGUGUCAUCUGUGUACUAGUCAUUUUUGAAAAAUUAGUAAAAGCAUAUAGUGGCCACUGUCUUUGAGGAUUCCUCUUCACAUCAAGGAAUCUGCUGACUGGCCAUGGCAGUGAUCUUCUACACAGUCAGUAAAUGUGGCAGUUUGUAAUCUCCCCUCAAGCAUUUUGCUUAUUUCAUAAAACUUUCUUCUGAAAAGUGGUUACUUUGUAUUUGCUAUUUCAGUAUACAUACUGAGAAAUCAGUCUUUAAAACUGAUGAAAUUUGCAACUUUUGGUUUCUCAAAAAUGAAAUAGCCUAAAGAGUCUGGUCAACUUUUGGCAGCCACAAUGAACAGAGUAGAUCUUUUUGUCUUUUUUGCAUCUCUAAAAAUACAACUUUUAAUUCUAAGGAGACAUGUUUUCAUGGUAACUGAAGCAAGAUUAAUUAAUGGGUGGAAACAUAAUUCAAAUUCAAAACUUAAUGAAAUUUUCUAGUACUUUUUAAAUGCAAACCUUUUUUUAUGGUCUUGGUGAAUAUCAGGAGACCAUUGUAGAGAUCUGUUGUUAAAUGUUAAGAAAAUUUUCAUAGAUAUUUACUUACUUGCAUUGGAGCAGUUCAGUUGUUCUAUCUAUGCCAUUUUAUUUAAUUCAUUGACAGCAUGGUUGCCAAAAGUUCCUCAGGUCAUGAUGGACUGUUAACUGAAUUUCAGUUGUCAGAAAAAACUCUAGGUUUGCAUAUUUUUGUCUAAUGUGGAAAGUCAACAUGAUAAAGUGCAGUACCACAUUUGAUAUUUAAAAUUAUACUAUUAAUGGAAUAACAGUAGACAAAUUAUUCCAUUAAUAGCAUAAAUAUAAACACCUGAAUAUAUUGGAGGCUUUUCAGCUGUUAGGUUUAACAAUGGAAUCUUAAUUUGCCAAAAUGAUUGCUAUUUGACAGAAAAAGUAGUAAUAUUUCUAUUUCAUUUCCAAUUUCCUCUGAUUUUUAGCUACAGAAGAGUAGAAAGUAGGUAAUGGAGUGAGGUAUCUUUGCCUUAAGAUAGAAUAAACUCAGGCUGAGGUAUACUUGGCUUAUAGAGCUCUUCCUUUAGAUGUGUAUGCUGUAAAUACCCAAACCUCUUGAGAUCUUAAGUUCUAGUAAUUUCACAGUUUGUACCUGUAAAUUUUGUCCUUGUUAGUACCCAGGGAUGUCCUAGAAUACCAGGUUCAUUUCAUCUGCUGUUGCAUAUGGAUUCCAUUAUAACCUCUCAGCUGUUAUGCCCAUAGUGGGUUAUCGCCACUUUACGGACCCCACUUAUCAGUAGUUCCUCAAGUCCAUGUUGUUUUUGCAUCAGUUGAAGAGGGUCUUGCUAUCACAAGGGUUGUAAAUCCAUUUGAUUCCUUUGCUAUCUUUCCCAACUUCAUACGUAUUGUUCAGUAUUCAUAUUUUCACUUACACUGAGAACAUUAAAGGGAAGUGAUAACCUCAUAGUGGACAUGGGAGACAUACCAGGCUCUUGUUUAUUUGAGAGAAGUAGCAAAAGGAACAAAUACAAAAUGCUUGUGUUUUCAGUACCUGAAAAGAAAGCAUAUUUGUUAGAUUAUACACUUGUCCCAUGGCAUAUCACAUACAUAUUUAAAUAAGGAUGAUGCAUCUGCCUCUGAUUAACUAUACAUGUACCCAUAAACAAUUUUUCUACAUGGGAUAUCUUUUGUUUUUUCAACGAUAUUGCAAUCGUAUUUCAAGUUAUAGGUUAAAUGUGACAUUCAUUUCUGAAUUUGAACUUAGACCUUUAUGCAGCAAGAACUUUUAAAAACUCAUUAAUUUGGCUCUUCUAUUGAUAGCCAUAAGCAUUGUGUUUAUGUGAUCUAAAUUCUCCUGGUUAAUACUGCUAGUGAAUAAAAUGUAACAAGCUAAACUUUUUCAUUUGUGAGUAGUAUAUUAGCUAUUUAAAGCAGCAAACUAGGUACACUAAUUCUUACUAGAAUAUUUUUAUGUGAAUGUGGUUAUCAAGUCCUGAAGUCUUACUUAUUCCAACAAAAUGCUUUAUUUUAGGACUGCAAAAAGGAUUCUAAUGAAAUAUUUUAUAAACAACAGUAAGUUGAGUCUUUAGCCAUUGUAUACAUAAAUGUACAAACAUAUAUAUACACACAUUAGUGUAUAACACACAUAUAUAUAUAUGUGUGUGUGUGUGUUAUGCACUAACAUUUUGACAGGGUCUUCAUCAAGUCCUGAUGCACUUUUAACCCAAAAAACUACCAGGGAAGAAAGGAGACUUUGUCUGAAGAUUAGUGAGAUGUUUCUGUCACUUGAGAAAAGGAAAGUCCUUUUGUCUUUAUAAAUUGUUUCUAUUAUGUUUACAAUCUAUAUUAGCUGGUAAAAGAGCACAGCUUUAUUAGUUAGCAAUGUUACUAAAAAAUGGAAUUAUUUUUUGGCAGUUAUGUAUUAUCUAAUUCAGAGUUUUGUUACAGUUUUAUUUAGAAUUUGUUGAAUUUUAAGUUUGUUUUGUGCUGAUAAAAAUUAUUCCUGGACCCUAUUAUUAGUAACUAGAUCAAAUAUAGACUAGACAGGAAAAACACUCAGUAGUUUUAGUGUUUUGAAAAGUUACUAGUAUUUUUACUAGUUACUAGUAUUAUAAUUUGGAGCUGAUAGUAUGGUGAAAAUCAUUAAUGCUCUUUUUUUCUGGAUAUUUUUCAUGCCAGAAAUUAAGCAGGUUCUGCUCUUUUCUUGGUUGUCAUCAGAAUGAAAAUAUUUAAAGCAGUGGUUAAAAAAAAACACUUGUGCCUGUCUAACAUUGAUUUUGAGGCUCUUCAAUAUAUAUUAAUCAUGCAUUGAUGAAUCUUUCUUUUUUUCACGUUUUGGUCAGAUUAAAUUUAUUUGUAUAUAAUGGAAUACCUUUUCUUGAUUGAGCUACACUAUUACAUCUACAUGACAUCAUAGUAGGGAAAAAAUAAAGAAUUGUGGUAGUCCUAGUAAUGUUUGUUGUUGAUUAUCCUAUCACUCAUGCAGACGGCAAACAUUUCUACCACAAACAUACACUUAAUGUGAGGCAGAUUAUCUGAUUUGUUCAUUAUCUAGUUCCUAUACUUUUCUCAACUCUUGAGAUUUUCACUUACAUAAAGCAUAGUAUAUUCAUUGCACUUUACCACUCAUGAGCACUUGUUACAGAAGAUUAUCAGGGAAAAUAAAAGGAGGUAAAACUUAAUUUCCAGGUUAGUUCUUGAAAACUUGUGGGAAAAUGGGGAAACACAAAGAUUAUGAGAUGAAAACUAGGGCUCAUUCCUGAAUGUGCAGAUAAUUCAAUUGCCCUGUAUUUUCACUCGGCAUUAGGCUUAAAUUAGUGGAAUGUUGUGCUUUAUUUUUGAGGUUUAAUGAAAACUUUACUGCAUUUGCAAUUUGAGUAACUUGUUAUUAAAAUCAUUUCGGAAAAAUGUAAUGUUUUGAGACCUUCUAUGAGUGGCCAUUAGUUGGUUAUUUCUCAUCAGCAUUUUUUGUUUUUUCAGUGUUUAGAUUUAUAAGCUUACAUACCAUAGGAAACAAGAUAUCUUGUGAAGUUUUGUGGGGGAAGUCAAUUUGGAGAACAUGGCACACUCCUCAGGGAGCAAUAAAAGUAUCUUUGUAUUGUGAAAUUAUACCUAGACAGAAAACUUCCUUGCGACACAAGGAAACCACACCAUGCAGAAACAUGAAAAUACUCAUGAAGCAUUGUUUCCCUGAUAGUCUUCAUGGGGUACAGAAAUAAUGCCUCUCAUUCUCCUGGCAUUACUGUUGGAAACAUUUAAUGACCAAAUGAACUUAAUGCAAUACAUUACAGUUUUAAAUUAUUUUUAAAAGUUCAAAUUGUUCUAGUCUGACCGUGAUGCAGUAAGAUCUUCAGGUGCUAAAGUACAACAAACUGGAACUUUUCAUCAGACAUAUGCUGUACUUCAACUUUGAAGGAAAAGAAACAAAUAGUAAGAAAAUGAAGAAUUUUCUGGAAGCCGGACAUCUGAAAUUAGCAUCACUGAGCCAAGAUCAAGGCAUUAUAUGCCAAGUUCUGAAGAACUGAUGAUGAAAAAAGACCUGGUGCCUACUUCAGGAAGUCCAUGUGGGGGACGAAGAGACACGUGGAAGCAAAUCCUAAUUCAGCAAGCUCAGCUUCAUUCCACCAUUCCCAAAGCAUUCCUGCUGCUGUGUGUUGGCCUGGCACUACUCGCGCUUGCUCAUGGAGCCAUGCUGAGAAACGAAGAGAAAUGGAAACCCCUCAACAACUCCCAAAACCGAGAUCUGUUUUUCAGAAUCCUUUGUGCAUAUUUUAAGGGAAGAGGUCUUGAUCUUGGGAGGUUCCCAAAUACUUUCGUCAUGAAUGAGAAUCCCAGACCUGUGUGUUUUGAAUCAGAAUUUAUUGCUUCUGCGUUUGCAGAUUAUGAGGAGCAGAAAAACUCCUUUCCCAAUUUCCUCAAAGGCUGACUGUUUCUUCUGAGCACAGGUUCUGGCUAUUUUAGAACUACACGUGAAGCUUCUCAUUAAAAAAUUUUAAUCAUGGUCGUGGCUAAACAUUUUUUCCCUCUACUUUUACUUGUCAAUGUGUAAUGAUUUUAUCCUACAUUUCCAGAUUUACAGAUAAAUAGAUUGGCCCUUGGGACAUAAUCUGACUCAGGGGUCUAUUUUUGGAGGUUUUUUUCCCACUCUAUAACCAUGAACAUUGAUGAAGAACACCGCGGAUAUUUUGUAAGAGGUACAAAACAUAACGAGUCAAAAGAGAUGAUGAUCUUCUAAAUUACACGUGUACUUGAAGCUUGUCUUUAAAGCUUGUCUUGUAUGCUUAUUACCUGUUAUCAAUCAUUGUUUUUAUUUCAAAGGGACUUUGCAAAUUUUUACUAUAGUUCAUCAUAUGUAAUAGGUGUUUAGGCUUAAAAUUUGUCUUCUUCCUAAAGAGGAGAUGCAUUCCCACUUUCAGCAAUAUGUUAUUGAAAGGUCUCACAAUCUAAGUUUCAUACCAAGGGAGAGUAAGUGAUAAAUAUCCACAAAAAAGUUGAAAUGGAAAACAAAGAAAUUUGGGAUUCUAGGAAUUGCUAGGGUCUCUGUGAGAUGUUCUCUGCCACUAUGUUUAGAGGUGGACAUUGUGCUACACCAAAUAUCCUAGCCCCGCCCCAGCUCUGGUUCUCUCUUGCACACAACCUCCUUAAGAAGGGAGAGUAGAAAUGGGUGGAUUUCCCUUCUUUUACAGCCAACCCUGUCCUCCUCCCAACCAGCUGGGGCUGAAUUAUUCUGAUUCUCAUAUCCUCACUUGGAAUAGCAACUUUUCCUGUAUCUUUAUGGAGAGCUGCAUCAUUUUCUCUGUGAUUCCUGAAUGCAAACAUGGGUGUCCUAAUCACACUAACCUGUACAUUCCAAAAUAGUCUUCUGUGGCUUUUUUGUGGAUGAUUGAUACUGAAUAUAAAGAAUAAAAUAUUUAUGCUA